CUUUACGCACCCGCCUUGGGGCGUCUGGCGAGAUGGCGGCGCGCAGUGUGGGCCGCGGCGUCGGGCGGAUGUUGGGCAGCCUGUACAGAUGCCCUGGGCAGGCGGUGCGGCCGCUGCGCGGACUGAGCACGCCCGGCUGGGCAACCUCCCAGUUCUCUGGAAGCGCCCCCACCCUCGCCCCCGCCGCCGCGCUGCCGGGUUCGUACCCAGCUCUGAGCGCGCAGGCUGCUCAAGAGCCUGCUGCCUUUUGGGGACAGCUGGCGCGAGACACACUUGUGUGGGAUACCCCCUACCACACUGUCUGGGACUGCGACUUCAGCAGUGGCAAGAUCGGCUGGUUCCUGGGAGGCCAGUUAAAUGUGUCUGUCAACUGCUUGGAUCAACAUGUUCAGAAGUCCCCCGAGAGUGUCGCUUUGAUCUGGGAGCGAGAUGAGCCUGGAACUGAAGUGAGGAUCACCUACAGAGAACUGCUGGAGACCACCUGCCGCCUGGCCAACACGCUGAAAAGGCAUGGAGUCCACCGAGGGGACCGUGUGGCCAUCUAUAUGCCUGUGUCUCCACUGAGUGUGGCAGCAAUGCUGGCCUGUGCCAGGAUCGGAGCUGUCCACACAGUUGUGUUUGCUGGAUUCAGUGCAGAGUCCCUGGCUGGGAGGAUCAAUGAUGCCAAAUGCAAGGUGGUUAUCACCUUCAACCAAGGACUCCGGGGAGGGCGUGUGGUGGAGCUGAAGAAAAUAGUGGAUGAAGCCAUGAAGAAUUGUCCAACUGUCCAGCAUGUCCUGGUGGCUCAAAGGACGGACAACAAGGUCCAUAUGGGGGAUCUGGACAUUCCCCUCGAGCAGGAAAUGGCCAAAGAGGCCCCUGUAUGCAUCCCAGAGAUCAUGGACAGCGAGGACAUGCUCUUCAUGCUGUAUACCUCGGGAAGCACUGGCACCCCCAAGGGGCUCGUCCACACCCAGGCAGGCUACCUGCUGUAUGCUGCCCUGACACACAAGCUUGUGUUUGACUACCAGCCAGGCGAUGUCUUUGGUUGUGUGGCUGACAUUGGCUGGAUCACAGGACACAGCUAUGUGGUAUAUGGACCCCUCUGCAAUGGAGCCACCAGUGUCCUUUUCGAGAGUACUCCAGUUUACCCCAAUGCUGGUCGGUAUUGGGAGACAGUGCAGAGGUUAAAGAUCAAUCAGUUCUAUGGCGCCCCAACAGCUGUCCGGCUAUUGCUGAAAUAUGGCGACACCUGGGUGAAGAAGUAUGACCGCUCCUCCCUGCGCACACUGGGGUCAGUGGGAGAACCUAUCAACCAUGAAGCUUGGGAGUGGCUGUACAAGGUGGUGGGGGACAGCAGAUGUACACUGGUGGACACUUGGUGGCAGACAGAAACAGGAGGCAUCUGCAUUGCACCUCGGCCCUCAGAAGAAGGGGCAGAAAUCCUCCCUGGCAUGGCAAUGAGGCCCUUUUUUGGCAUCAUCCCUGCUCUCAUGGAUGAGAAGGGAAACAUCAUGGAGGGCAGCGAUGUCUCUGGGGCCCUGUGCAUCUCCCAGGCCUGGCCAGGAAUGGCUAGGACCAUCUAUGGUGACCACCAGAGAUUCAUAGAUUCCUACUUCAAGGCAUAUCCAGGCUACUACUUCACAGGAGAUGGGGCUCACAGAACCAAGGGUGGCUAUUACCAGAUCACAGGGCGCAUGGACGAUGUCAUCAACAUCAGUGGUCACCGCUUGGGGACUGCGGAGAUCGAGGAUGCGAUGGCUGACCACCCUGCAGUGCCGGAAACUGCCGUCAUUGGCUAUCCUCAUGACAUCAAAGGGGAAGCUGCAUUUGCUUUCAUUGUGUUGAAAGAUGAUGUGGGUGAUGUGGACAUGGUGGUGAGUGAACUCAAGUCUGCAGUGGCCACCAAGAUUGCCAAAUAUGCUGUACCUGAUCAGGUUCUGGUGGUAAAGCGCCUUCCAAAAACCCGAUCUGGGAAGGUCAUGCGGCGGCUCCUGAGGAAGAUCAUCACUGGCAGAACCCAGGAUUUGGGGGACACCACCACCCUGGAGGACCCCAGUGUCAUCACAGAAAUUCUGAGCACCUUCCAGAAACACAAAGACAAGCAGGCUGUUGCCAAGUGAGAAGGCACACUUCCGCCUGGGCACUUGGACUACAACCGGCGCCUAGGCCCUUCAUGUCCUCCUGAGGUGGCUUACUCCUGUCCUAGCACAUAGUCCACAUGUACUGCCCUGAGAGUGAAGUCGGGAUGAAGCCCCUUUCUUCCAUGUGGGGGAACCCCAGAGGUAUAUAACCUGUGAAGAGGUAGUACUGUCAGAUGUGGGUAGUGUUUGUUCCACUUAUCCUGGCUUUGAUUUCCAGGAAUGAAAGUCAUUGUCGUCCGCAUCUAUGUCGCUUCGAGACAGCACAGGGAGGCAAGAAGUUGUAGAGUGACCAGCUCCCACGACUUAAGAGCUGGAAGCAAUCAUCGUUUUCUGCUAAUUUUCUUAGAUAUAAAAGGCAGAGAUUUUAUUUUUAUACUUUUAUAUUUUGGGAGCAAGCACUCAAGUACUGUGAUGAUUUCCUUAUAUACACUCAUUGUAACAGUUAAUAAAAAUCUCCCUUUUUGCCUCCAUGGUGGGAAACCUGGGGACAACCAGAGGAUGUGCUUUUUGUUUUUCAAUGUGCUUGGAAAUCUGAAUCAGGUGUUUGUACCUCUGUCUGAACACAACUGUCCUGAGAACUUGCCAGCUUGCAACUUGAUGUACAUUUCCUGGUGUCUGUUUCUCCUGUACUUCAUUUGUGUCAUAAAUAGAAUUAACUCCUAAGCAACGGGGUGAACAUGCUCACCUUUAUUUCUGAAGCUACUCCUGUGGGUUUUUUUCUCUAAGCUGUGAUCUGGAAAGAUUUUCUUUCACCCUUGAUGCCUCUUGGUAUCAUGCCUUUUGGUGAACAUGCUCCAAAUAUGUAGGGUUAUUCAGAGAGGCCAGUGAAAACUCAGGUGACUUGUUAGAGCACUAGUGAUGCCUGACUGGGGUUCCUGCAGACUCUGCCCUUCUUUCUGUGGUUGCAGCAAUAACUACUAUGGUCCAAUGAUGAGAUUUGGAGCUUCCAAUCAAGUCUCUCUCUUUAUCAGUGUGCCUUAGGUCCUCUGAAUAUUAGCAAAAUGAUGUAAAUCAUGAGGCCACUGAGUGCUUAUUUCAUGGCUAAAUGUAACAAAGCAUGUGAGGAGCUCCUCACAGGUUCAGGUCAUCAGGGAGCAGGGCCCUUGAAGGCAGGGAAAGGCCAUCCUGUCUUUGCCCCACAGUGCCUUGUAGCUGUGUGGGUGUUCAGGGAGUGUCUGGGGUACUGAACACCUUCUAUGGUCCCUUGCUGUGCUGGCCUCUUAGUGAUCAGGCAAGUACCCUGUGACCCCAAGAUGUGGCACUGGCUGUAGUACGCACACUUUGAGUAAUGGUGCUUUAUUACCAUUAGCAACAAGGAGCCACACACUGGACUUGGUGGACUAUAGUUAUAACAUUAUUUGUGAAAUGGCUUAGGUUUCUACAUUGCUGAUGUAAACUCUCAGGAUGAUGUACAAGUGUGUUCAAAUAAAGCUUUAUUUUGUCCAUUCUC
Molecule: messenger RNA, 3573 nt
Organism: Sciurus carolinensis (gray squirrel)
Lineage: Eukaryota; Metazoa; Chordata; Mammalia; Rodentia; Sciuridae
Gene: Acss1
Product: acyl-CoA synthetase short chain family member 1
Exons: 14
Coding region: 33-2102 (689 amino acids)
Cellular component (GO): mitochondrion
Molecular function (GO): acetyl-CoA synthetase activity; AMP binding
Source: RefSeq, a predicted model, not a curated record